UUCUAUCCGUUCAUAACUUACGAGAGGCUGCUGUUUCAGAUCAUCGGAAUCAUCUUCAAUUGUCCUUCGAGAGAUUAACUUGGUGCAAAGAUGACUCCCCUUGCGAUCGCCUUCUUCCUGGCGCUCUUCGGCUCCUCCAUCGCACUUCCGGUCAAGCCCGACAGCAAGCUUGGUCCCGUUGUUAGAAUUCCGAUCCUCCUCGAGGAUUUCAACGACGAAUCAUCUCCAGCGCUUUAUACUCUUCUCUUAAGCAAAUUGAACGAGCCGGAGAAUAUUAUUGAUGAUAAGCUGAUCGAAAAACGAGAAGCAAAGGAAGAGGAACAGCAGGAUGAUCUUGAGACUGCAGCUGGUAACUACGCUCUGCGGCCACUGUUCGUUUAUAGACAACAAUUAGCGUACAGACAACGCGUCAGGGACGCUUAUCGUCGCAGGAAUGGCUUCUGAAACGUUAAGGACAUCGCCUGUGUUGCUGACAACCAGACAACCAAGAGGACAAUGAUUUGGAAAGUAAAAAGGACACGCGCGAUUCGCAUUCCAUCGACGAGAUACGUUUCUUCCAGCGAUUCGUUUAAUUUUAUAUUUAUGGUCAUUUCGUCGGAGGAGUGUCUUUGAAUUCUUUCUCUGGGAUCGAUAAAAUUGUCAGAGAAAAAGAAAAAUCUGAAUAUGAAGAUUAAAAUUUUAAAAGAAUCUUAUAAAAGAUGGAAAAGUAAGACUUCAUUAAAGUCAAAAGAAGGAAGAUACAAGUAUCCUUUUACAGAAGGAUAUUGAAGAUUCUUUAAUGAGAUUAAACUAUCCAAUUUUUGAAGAUGAACUUCACUCAGAAAUACGAUAGAUAAAUUAUAAACAUUGAUUGCAAAACUGUAAGAAAAGAAGAAGUACCACCGGAGACGGAAAUAGACCGGUUUUGAGAAAGGCUGUGCCAUUUAGUAAUCUUGUUAAUGAACAAGCUGUAAAUAGCAGACCUGUUAAUUAACAAACAAACCACGUGCACGUCGUUUCAAUAACAAAAUAACAACAUCCUCGAUGUUUAUUAAUAGCUUGUCAAGUAAUUUAAGUAACUUGAAUAAUUUUGCAAAGUUAAGUUAAUCUAAGACAACGAUUAGUAUUUUAUUAUUCUUGUUAUUAAUUUAUAAUAAUGAAUGAGAGCACGAGUGACAAUGUACGUAUUUUAAUACUCUAAUGUUUAAGGAGACGAAAAGCUACUCACCAAAGCAAGCAUCGUUAAUGAUACAAACAAAUAUUGUUAAUUUAAAAUCGUUUUUGUUUUUUAUGUAUGCUAUUUACUAUGAAUUUCUUAAAAUAACCAAAAUAAACAUGUGAACUCUUU
Messenger RNA from Osmia bicornis bicornis, 1327 nucleotides. RefSeq lists its product as uncharacterized. The record is from RefSeq and is a predicted model, not a curated record. The transcript has 2 exons. The coding region runs from base 91 to 444 and encodes 117 amino acids. NCBI's taxonomy places the organism in Eukaryota, Metazoa, Arthropoda, Insecta, Hymenoptera, Megachilidae.